Molecule: messenger RNA, 777 nt
Organism: Cornus florida
Lineage: Eukaryota; Viridiplantae; Streptophyta; Magnoliopsida; Cornales; Cornaceae
Exons: 2
Coding region: 1-777 (258 amino acids)
Source: RefSeq, a predicted model, not a curated record
AUGACACUUCAAGAUGCUCAAGCAACACCAGAAUUGGUGACGGGUCCACUUUUUGUUUUGGAUAGAAAUGUUACUGUACUUAUUGAUCUUGGUUUAACACAUUCAUUUGUUGCAUCAUCUAUCAUUAUGCAUUUGGGUAGACCACUUUCAUCACUAGAUAGUAAAUUAUUUAUUUCUACACCAAUAGGGGAAGUGGUAGUGGUUGUAAAUGAAUAUCGGGAUUGUGUAUUACAAUUGGGGGAUAGACAGUUAAAGGUGAAUUUGAUAUCAUUGGGUAUACCAAACUUUGAUAUCAUUUUAGGUAUGAAUUGGCUAUCUGUGUAUCAUGUUUCAAUAGAUUGUUUUCGGAAAGAAGUUGUAUUUCAGAUACCAGGGGAGCCAGAAUUCAUAUUUACUAGAGAAAGAAAUGUUAUUCCAAACUGUCUCAUAUCAGCUAUACAAACCAAUAAGUUGUUGAAGAAAGGGUGUCAGGGUUACUUGGCUUAUGUGGUUGAUACUAAAAAUAAAGAUGUGACAUUUGAAAGUGUACCAGUGGUAAGGGAAUUCACAGAUGUGUUUCCAAAAGAAUUACCGGGGUUGCCAAUGGACAGAGAGGCCAUGACUAAGCACGAGACUAUUGCCAAGAGGCAACACGGGCCUCAGAGACAUAUCAGACCUAGGAUAGAAGAACCAGCAGAGCCCUCUCAUAUACAAGAGGAGCCAUUAGAGCCUACUCCACUUCAGCCACCUGCCCAUGAGGCUGAGGAUGAUCAUAUUCCAUCUACUUCUGAGGCUUAG